Prorocentrum cordatum is the source of this 4722-nucleotide messenger RNA. The record is from the annotation of a GenBank genome assembly. Lineage: Eukaryota; Dinophyceae; Prorocentrales; Prorocentraceae.
AUGUCGGGCGCAACUGGCUCCGAGGGUCAGGCCGCGGUUCCUGUCGACGGUGGCGGCGCGGUCGCGAAUGCGGCCCGUCGGAGGGAGCGCGUCGGGUCGGCGACUGUCGCGAAGCUGCGCCCGCACGCCAAGAAGUGCCCCAAGCCCCCGAGGGGCUCCGACCAGCAGGCGAAAGACUCGUACCCUCUCUUGAAAGAAUUGAUUCACUACCUCAUCGCGAAGCCCGCCAGCAUGCGCGGCACAUUCAGGUGGCACCGCGAAAAGUUCCUCACGACUACGACGAUCGCUGAGGCCGCUGCGCAGUUCACGAAGGUGACCACGUUCAAAGGUGGGAAGGAGCUCGAGAUGUUCUACGUCAACUAUCUGGUGUCCUCCAAGGGCUUCACCAUUCGCUGCUUGACGACGCUGAAGAAGAAGGACGAGGACUCGAUCGCGCAACUGAUGAAGUACCACCUCGCGUUCCCCCUCAGCCUGACCAUGAUGGAGGACCUCAUCGUGCACGAUGUCAUGACGCUCUUCCUUGACAAGCGCGGCACUCAGGCUGACACGAAGAUCGAGCUUCUGCGCGAGAAGAUCGAGCCCGCCCACGGGAUUCUGUGGCACGUCUGCGGCUGCUACAAGUUGCACGUGGACAAUGGCUACAUCCAGCAAGUGGGGUUUCGCAACGGCGACAAGGUCGACGUCUCCGAGAAGAAGAUCAGCGACGAGUACGACCUCAUCCAGAACUGGAGCGAUUGGAGGGCAUCUUUAGAGCAGAAGCCGUUCCCGCCCUUGAAGCUCCACCUUUUCUUCUCGCCCGGGGAGGUCGGGAAGCAGGGCCCCUGCGUCUUCAGCGACAAGGCCUGGACUGCGAAGACCGAGGACUACGAGAAGCUGGUUCAGGAAUGCUACGCGCGCUGGGAGCGCGACGCCAAGCCCGCGGUGACGACGAAGGCGGCGGUCAAGACGGAGGUGCAGAAUAUCGCCGACGAUAAGAGGAAGUCGUCCAUGGCCGAGGCCCGCAACAAGGCGAAGGCGAAGCUCGCCAGCAAGAAGGACAAGCAGAAGCACGGCGUCAAGAAGGCCAAGGCGAAGGCCAAGGUGGAUGCGACGAAGCACAGGGCCCUCUCCACGACGUUCGGCGUGCCAGGGUUCGGAGUUUCAUUCACGAUGGCGACGUGCUACUUCGUCAAGAAACGAUCGUGCCAGCAGCAGCUGUAUUGGACGUACAGAGACGUUUACAAACUGUGCAAGUUCAACUUCUACAAGAGCGAGGAGAGCAAGUGGGCGUAUGCCAUGAAACCGCAGUGGGUGAAGGCCUUCAUGGAGCUCCUGGGCUGCAAUCAGAUAAUCCCCUCCCCGACGAGGCUCGUUCGAGGUGAAGAGUGUGGACUCAACCCCGAGAAGUGCUUGCCGCACAUAUCGGUGUCGACCGUCGGCUUCCUCGUGCAUUCGGUCCCUGACGCGUCCAUCGACGUCGCGAUGUGCUCGAAGUAUGCGUGCCAGUGGCCGCGACCUGCUCCGAAGCCCAACGGCAUCAGCGUCGUCACCGUCGAGAUGAUUGAUGGGGUUGUGGACAUCACGCCUUUGCUCGACGCGGGCGCCAAUAGGAAUAGAGCCCCCAACGCCCACGUGGUCGCCAGGCAGCUCAAGCUGAAGUACCCCCACGACGUGAAGGCCCCCAUCAAGAACUUCCUCGGAUCGACGAUGCAGGAACCGAAGCUGCAGGCCGUUGCUGCCCAGGUGUUGACGAUAUCCCUCCGCCUCGAGGCCAAGAUCCUGGCGGUGGGCAAGACCGUCGCGCCCAGCGACGCCCUCCAGGUGGAGUGGAGCGACGCCUUCGACGCCACUGGUGGCAUGGAGCUGGACCACCAGUUGGUCGAUGCGUGUUUUGACGCUGAGCCAGUCGAGGUGGUCGGCACCAAGCGGAAGCCGAAAGAUGACGAGCUCAACCCCUCCGAGACUCAGAGCCAGAAGAUCCAGAAGGCGUGGGUUGAGCGGCACUCUGUGCAUGGCGCGAAAGCGACGUGGAGACCACCGACGAAGCACAGGGUCGGGGCCAAGCAUUGGAUUCAGAAUAUCGACAACCAGAUCAGGCAGUCGACGGAGCUCGGAGGACUCGUACUUUUCAAAUUUGAUGCCAAACGGAGCGGUCUCUGGAAGCAUUGGUCCACGUGGCCAUUCUUGGGCAUAUCCAUGGACCUUGGGCCGAAGGGGCUCGCAGGCUUCAACGCCAUGGAGCGGUUCUUCGCGCUCAACGUGGACAAGAUGCCAGACCACACGCACGGCUGCAACAGGGACUUCGACUUGGCAAUCAACCGCAUGGGCCUCAAGGGGUUCUGGAUGAUCAUGAUGGUCGUGUGGAACUGCGCGUUCGGUCCAGAGCGGGAGCACAUGCGCAAGCAUCUGCUCCACGAGGCCAUGGACGAGCGCCUACGCGACAUCAGGUGCAACCUCAACCGCUUCAUGGGCUCGCAGCACACGGCCUUGUUUCGGCACCCGAGGUGGGAGAUCGACAGGUUCGAGAGGUCCUGGAUGGCGUUGGAGCUCGACCUUCUCAAGUCGAAGAAGGUGGUGGAGAAGGUCAAGGUCGCGAAGGAGCACGUGGACAAGGUGACGGAAGGUGGAUCCUCGACCUCAGCUGGGAGGAUCUGUUUCGAGGAUAGGGCGAGCAUGGCGUUCGCCCAGAGCGCAGUCGUCGCCAGUGUGGUCAUGCUGGAGAACCCCACCAACAAGAGGCUCGCGGGGACCAUUGCCCACAAUGCGAAGCCUGUCAUGGACUGGCACACGAACCAAGCCAGGUCUUCGCAGUCAGCUUCCGGAACUCAGGAGUGGGUAUUGGAGCAGGUUUCGGGCGGGCUCAUGCAGCACAUCCAGGACAUCGUUGACGGCCUCAGCAGCGCACCGAUGUGCGCAUCGAACGACUUCAUCAUCACCAAGGUGCUAGCAGCUGCGCGCGAUGAGUUCGCUCGUGGCGUCGAGGACGAUUUCGCGGACAUGUUCGGCCACCACGCCCUCACUCUAGUUGCUUGCAGGUUGAGGAGAACCAUGCACUUGAGCAGAGGGCUGCCCUUCGGGUUCGCGAAGGUCCUCCUGAGGGACAAGGGCCCCGCACAUGAACUGUUGGAGAAUUUCAAGAAGGACAUCGAGUUGUGGGAGAGGUGCAAGGCAGAGGUCGCCGCGACGACGUCCCAGAGUGCUCUCAUGAAGCGCCACCUGUUCAACAAGGUCUCGGUGCAGCAGUUCAUCGUGGCGUGCACCGAACUGAAGUUCAAGAUCGAGGUCCCUUUGAUCAAGCUGGUCGUGCCUCGAGUGCGCGGCGUGCUGCAGACCCAGAUCGUGGAGGACAUCAUCGGCUGCCAGAAGAACACUCGCAUUACCAUGGCCCAGAAGAAGUUCAAGAAGCCAGAGGCUAGCAUGGGGGCUGUUCUGCGGAAGGAGGUGAUCACCAAGAAACACAAGCAUACCGGCGUCACAAUGGAUAUCCCGUUGGAGAGGAAGACGAGCAAGCUCCCUCCAGAGGCGUUCAAAGCCGUGCCGAAGGACCGUUCGAUCGAUGCGAGCCAGGUCGUGUCAACUGCGGGCACGCCGCCAUGGUACUCGCCUGGCCCUGGCAACCACAUGAUCCCGAUCGUCGACUUGCAGUUAAUGAGGGACGCGUUUCAGUACGGCUUUGGGUUCGAGGGCGUCCAGCACGCUUGGCUAGGGGAGCUCAUCGACGUUCGCCACAAGAUAGUGUUCCGCAUCGAGCGCGUGCACAGGGAUGACGAGUGGUACUUCGGCCUCGAUCAUUUUCCAGAUUCUUGCGUGUUGGCGUGGCCUGUGAAGCUGGUGAGGCUCGCUGACAUGAUCAAUGCGAGGGGGAUUUUCGUGGAGUUCCUGAAGGGCGUGGUCGAGCCGAAGCUCAUCAGCAUCUUCAGCGCUAAGGACGUGAAGGCUUACAGCGUGGAGUGGAAGAGCUUCCCGACCCAGCACAAGCAGUUCACUACCGUGUGCUGCCAGAAGAUACUCUACGCGAAUCCUGUCAACCGCUUGUUCACGCUGGGGAUGGAGCCUGUGUCGUUGCUGGAGGUCGCGGCGAGGCAGGCAUUUUGGAACCUCAAGUCGUCCUUCUUGACCAAGCUGGCCACCGAGACCUUGGCGUUGGACGUCUCCCAGGCGAGUGGGCUAUGCGUGCUGCUGGUGAAGAUCACGCAGAAGAUCCUCCAGUGCAGCGAGGCUGAUGCGCUGGCCUUCGCUGCCAAGAGGUUGGCAGUCAACGACGUCUCUCUGGAGUACUCGGUCGCCCUCCUCAGCCUCGACGAGGCGUUGGACUGCAUGGGCCAGAGCGACGCCAAGAAGAUCCACGAGGAGCAGCAGGCCAUGACUUCCUUUAGAGACGAGAGGGCCGCUUUUGCGGCAGAGCAUUCCGGGCUGCGGAGGCGCAUCAACGACCGGGCCAUGGCGAAGGCGAAGGCCAAGCCAAAGGCGAAAGCGAAGGAGCGCGCGAGGAUCGAUUUCAGGGGCGAGAUCGCCCAGGCCGAGGCUCGCAGGUACCUCCCCGACGGCGCGUCGAUCUGGAAGAGCACGGGCAUCCCGCCUCGUUGGCGCGCGCACGUGCCACCGAGGGCUCGCAUCAGCGAGCCGUGCGACGGCGACGAGGCCAAGGCGCUGGCCAUCAUCCUGAGGCGCGUCUGGAAGCAGCACUGCGAGAUCGUCGGCACGGUGUUCGACUCCACGCCGCGGGACUUCGUGGUGGAGUGA